AUGAUGGUUCCUGUUGAUGAGCAAACAGACCACACUGAAUCAGAACCAAACAGGAACCAAGUCAUCUUCCAGGAAGCUGCUGAAGCUGAGAACCAAAAUCAGGAAAGAAGAAAACCUUUCUCAUGUGUCAUCUGUAAAAAGCGUUUGACUUUCAAAUCUGUUUUUGAUGCUCAUAUGAGAACUCAUACGGGUGAAAAGCCGUUUUCAUGUGUGAACUGUGGAAAAAGUUUUAGUCUAAAACUGAGUUUAACUGAGCACAUGAUGAUUCAUACUGGUGAAAAGCCGUUUUCAUGUGUGACCUGUGGGAAAAGUUUUAAUCGAAAACAGAGUUUAACUCAGCACAUGAUGAUUCAUACUGGUGAAAAGCCGUUUUCAUGUGUGACCUGUGGAGAAAGUUUUAAUCGAAAACAGAGUUUAACUCAGCACAUGAUGAUUCAUACUGGUCAAAAGCCGUUUUCAUGUGUGACCUGUGGGAAAAGUUUUAUUCGAAAACAGAGUUUAACUAAGCACAUGAUGAUUCACACUGGUGAAAAGUCAUUUUCAUGUGUGACCUGUGGAAAAAGUUUCAGUGGAAAAUAUAAUUUAACUAAGCACAUGAUGAUUCACACUGGUGAAAAGCCGUUUUCAUGUGUGACCUGUGGAAAAAGUUUUAGUCAAAAACCGCAUUUAACUAAGCACAUGAUGAUUCACACUGGUGAAAAGCCGUUUUCAUGUGUGAACUGUGGAAAAAGUUUUAGUGAAAAACAGCAUUUAACUCGGCACAUGAUGAUUCACACUGGUGAAAAGCCGUUUUCAUGUGUGAACUGUGGAAAAAGUUUUAGUCGAAAACAGCAUUUAACUCGGCACAUGAUGAUUCACACUGGUGAAAAGCCGUUUUCAUGUGUGAACUGUGGAAAAAGUUUUUGUCAAAAACCGGGUUUAACUCAGCACAUGAUGAUUCACACUGGUGAAAAGCCGUUUUCAUGUGUGACCUGUGGAAAAACUUUUAUUAGAAAACCGGAUUUAAUUCAGCACAUGAGGAUUCACACAGGUGAAAAGCCGUUUUCAUGUGUGACCUGUGGAAAAAGUUUUAUUCGAAAACAGGAU
Xiphophorus maculatus (southern platyfish) is the source of this 1086-nucleotide messenger RNA. Its product is annotated as gastrula zinc finger protein XlCGF8.2DB-like. The annotation marks the transcript as partial. Gene Ontology annotation, cellular component: nucleus. The transcript is spliced from 2 exons. Lineage: Eukaryota; Metazoa; Chordata; Actinopteri; Cyprinodontiformes; Poeciliidae. Gene Ontology annotation, biological process: regulation of transcription by RNA polymerase II. Gene Ontology annotation, molecular function: DNA-binding transcription factor activity, RNA polymerase II-specific; RNA polymerase II cis-regulatory region sequence-specific DNA binding. The record is from RefSeq and is a predicted model, not a curated record.